This is a messenger RNA of Brassica oleracea var. oleracea, 3913 nucleotides long. Its product is annotated as splicing factor 3B subunit 1-like. Gene Ontology annotation, cellular component: catalytic step 2 spliceosome; U2 snRNP; U2-type prespliceosome. Gene Ontology annotation, molecular function: mRNA binding. The record is from RefSeq and is a predicted model, not a curated record. Gene Ontology annotation, biological process: spliceosomal complex assembly. The transcript is spliced from 2 exons. The coding region runs from base 106 to 3753 and encodes 1215 amino acids. Lineage: Eukaryota; Viridiplantae; Streptophyta; Magnoliopsida; Brassicales; Brassicaceae.
CUCUUCUCGUUAUCGCGCUCAACUUUCUCCGCAUUCAACCGCAGGCGAUUUUCGAUACUCGGUUGUUCUUGGAGGAAGCAGCUUUCGUUUGAGUAUAUCUCUAUCAUGGCGAAUAUAGACCCCGAGAUCGCCAAAACUCAAGAAGAGAGACGGAAGUUAGAAGCAGAACGCGAGGGAGUUUCCCUCACGUUUGUGACUCUCGAUCGUGAUCUCUACGGAGGCAACGAACGUGAUUCCUACUCGACUUCCAUCGCACCAAACGACGAGGAGGAUCCCAAUCUCGACACCCACGGGUCGCUUGUGGCUCAGCGUCUCGCCUCCUUCACCGCUCCCAAGUCUAUCCUCAACGAGGUGGCUCGUCUUCACAGCGAAGAUGAUGAUGACGACGGUGGAUUCAAGCCGAGACAGACUAUCGCGGAGCGCGAGGGUGAGUACCGGAACAGGAGACUUAAUCGGGUUCUCUCUCCGGAUAGAGUUGAUCCGUUUGCUAUGGGAGAGAAGACGCCUGAUCCGAGUGUUAGAACUUAUAAUGAUCAUAUGAGGGAGACGGCUGUGCAGAGGGAGAGGGAGGAAACCUUGAGGCUUAUUGCUAAGAAGAAGAAGCUUGCGGAAGAAGCUGCCAAGAAACAGAAAGAUUCUGCUCAUUCCAAGAAGAGGAACAGGUGGGAGCAAGACGGUGGUGCUGAAACCUCUUCAAAGAAAGCUAAAGCAUCAGAUUCUGUUUGGGAUGCAACUCCAGGGAGAGUUUCUGUUGGAAGAAGGAACAGAUGGGAUGAGCCCACACCUGGUCGUGUGACUGAUUCCGAUGCAACUCCUUCAGGUGUUACUUGGGACUCGACUCCCAAAGGUUAUGCAACUCCAACCCCGAAGCGUCAGCGUUCUAGGUGGGACGAGACACCAGCCACUAUGGGGAGUGCUACUUACACCCCUGGUUUCACUCCAUUUCAGAUUAAUCUGCUUGGUGCUAUGACACCGGAUCAGUACAAUCAGGCGAGGUGGGAGAAGGAAAUUGAAGAGAGAAACAAGCCAAUGAGUGAUGAAGAGCUUGACGCCAUGUUUCCUAAAGGAUACAAGGUUUUGAACCAGCCUGCUUCUUAUGUUCCCAUUCGAUCCCCUGCUAGGAAGGUUAUAGGAACCCCGACACCCAUGACAACUCCUGGCUACAUUAUUCCCGAGGAAAACCGCGGGCAGCAGUACGAUGUUCCCCCGGAACUUCCCGGUGGGCUGCCGUUUAUGAAACCAGAGGAUUAUCAGUAUUUCGGAGCGCUCUUGAAUGAAGAGAAGGAAGAAGAACUGUCUCCUGAUGAGCAGAAAGAACGCAAGAUAAUGGCACUGUUGCUGAAGGUGAAAAACGGAACGCCUGCACAGAGGAAAACAGCUUUGAGGCAGCUUACUGAUAAGGCCCGUGAGUUUGGCGCUGGUCCUUUGUUUAAUAAAAUCUUGCCCUUGCUCAUGCAACCCACUUUGGAAGAUCAAGAGAGGCAUCUUUUGGUGAAAGUGAUUGAUAGGAUUCUGUACAAACUUGAUGAGCUUGUACGGCCCUACGUCCACAAGAUUCUCGUUGUUAUUGAGCCUUUGUUGAUCGAUGACGAUUAUUAUGCCCGUGCAGAAGGGAGAGAAAUUAUCUCUAACCUUAGCAAAGCAGCUGGUUUAGCCACCAUGAUUGCAGCUAUGCGUCCGGAUAUUGAUAACGCUGAUGAAUACGUGAGGAACACAACAGCGAGAGCUUUCGCUGUGGUCGCUUCGGCGCUUGGAAUCCCUGCACUAUUGCCGUUCCUGAAAGCUGUUUGCCAGAGUAAGAAGUCAUGGCAGGCACGACACACUGGAAUCAAGAUUGUGCAGCAGAUUGCCAUACUAAUUGGCUGUGCCGUUUUGCCUCACUUGAAUUCUCUAGUAGAACUUAUCGAACACGGUCUCAGUGAUGAAAACCUGAAGGUUAGGACUAUUACGUCCUUGUCACUGGCUGCUCUCGCCGAGGCUUCUGCUCCUUAUGGUAUUGAGAGCUUCGACUCUGUUCUUAUACCUCUGUGGAAAGGUAUUAGGUCUCACCGUGGCAAAGUCUUGGCUGCGUUCUUGAAGGCGAUUGGUUUUAUCAUCCCUUUGAUGGAUGCUGGGUAUGCGAGAUACUUUACAAAAGAAGUGAUGGUGAUCUUGAUUAGGGAGUUCCAGUCGCCUGAUGAAGAGAUGAGGAAUAUUGUACUCAAGGUGGUGAAACAGUGUGCAAGUACCGAAGGUGUUGAAGCGGAUUACAUCCGCAGCGAUGUUCUGCCUGAGUUUUUCAAACAUUUGUGGGUUAAGAGAAUGGCUCUGGAUAAAAGAAACUAUAAGUCGCUUGUUGAAACUACUGUUGAGAUUGCGAACAAGGUUGGUGUUGCGGAUAUCGUGGAAAGAUUGGUUAACGGACUUAAAGAUGAGAGUGAAUUGUACCGGCGUAUGGUUAUGGAAGCCAUUGACAAGGUUGUCACAAACUUGGGAGCAUCGGAUAUUGUUGCGAGAUCGGAGGAGCUGCUCAUAGAUGGCAUUCUUUAUGCUUUCCAAGAACAGACAAACGACGAUGCUAAUGUGAUGCUUAAUGGGUUCGGUGCUGUAGUGAAUGGACUUGGUCAGCGAGUAAAGCCUUACCUUCCUCAGAUCUGUGGCACCAUCAAGUGGAGGUUAACCUACAAGAGUGCAAACGUAAGACAGCAAGCCGCUGAUCUCAUCUCUAGAAUCGCUGUUGUUAUGAAGCAGUGCGGAGAGGAACAGUUGAUGGGACAUCUCGGUGUUGUCCUGUACGAGUAUCUUGGAGAAGAGUACCCUGAAGUCUUGGGAUCAGUUCUUGGAGCUUCAAAAGCUAUCGUCAACGUGAUUGGUAUGACAAAGAUGACGCCUCCCAUUAAGGAUCUGCUUCCAAGACUGACUCCGAUUUUGAAGAACCGACACGAGAAAGUGCAAGAGAAUUGUAUCGAUCUUGUUGGUAGGAUUGCUGAUCGUGGUGCUGAGUUUGUUCCAGCAAGAGAAUGGAUGAGAAUCUGUUUCGAGCUUCUUGAAAUGCUCAAAGCUCAUAAGAAAGGUAUUCGCCGUGCAACUGUCAACACUUUCGGGUACAUCGCCAAAGCCAUUGGACCACAAGACGUGCUAGCCACGUUACUGAACAAUCUCAGAGUCCAAGAACGCCAGAACCGUGUUUGCACCACAGUCGCAAUCGCCAUAGUCGCUGAAACAUGCUCUCCGUUUACCGUCUUACCCGCUUUGGUGAACGAGUACCGAGUCCCAGAGCUCAACGUCCAAAACGGUGUCCUGAAAUCCCUCUCUUUCCUCUUCGAGUACAUUGGAGAAAUGGGGAAGGAUUACAUAUACGCAGUCACGCCGUUGCUCGAAGACGCGCUCAUGGACAGAGAUUUGGUUCACAGACAAACCGCGGCUUCAGCUGUUAAACACAUGGCUCUAGGUGUAGCUGGGUUGGGUUGUGAAGACGCUUUGGUUCACUUGCUUAACUUGAUCUGGCCCAACAUUUUCGAGACAUCUCCUCACGUCAUCAACGCUGUGAUGGAAGCCAUUGAAGGAAUGAGGGUUGCGUUAGGUGGAGCAGUUAUACUGAACUAUUGUCUGCAGGGUUUGUUUCACCCGGCUCGCAAAGUCCGUGAAGUGUACUGGAAGAUAUACAAUUCGCUUUACAUUGGUGCUCAGGACACGCUUGUUGCUUCUUACCCGGUCUUUGAGAAUGAGCAGACCAAUAUUUAUAGCCGACCCGAGCUAACUAUGUCCCUCUGAAGGAAAAGAUAAGACGUUCUCCUUACACCUCAAGUCUCCUUUUUUUUUUUUUAGUAGUCAAUAGGCUUUGUUGCAAAUCCCUUUAUUGACUUUUAAAUUCAUUUCGUUGUAAUGCAGGCAAUAACGUUGCAGCUUCGAUGGUUCCCUAUUAUUUGUCCAA